Molecule: messenger RNA, 1560 nt
Organism: Lichtheimia ornata
Lineage: Eukaryota; Fungi; Mucoromycota; Mucoromycetes; Mucorales; Lichtheimiaceae
Exons: 1
Coding region: 1-1560 (519 amino acids)
Source: RefSeq, a predicted model, not a curated record
AUGUCGACCCUGAUUCUCUUUUGCAUUCUUGUUUUAUUUCUGCUAUGGCUGUGCCAAGACUAUCCUACGUGGCGACGAGAACGACGACGACAACAACUCGAUGGUAGCAGUAGCAGUACUGGAAAAGAUAAUACACCCACAGCAUCAACUACCACACCAUCAUCAUCAUCAUCAUCAUCCACCGCAUCCACGACAACAAAAAAGGAAGAGAAGGAGGAUGGCAAAAAGCCUUCGUUUUCUUUAGCUCAUUACAUCCUAGCAACACCUUUGGCAGUAGUUUACAUGGUGAUACGAUUGAUCUUGGAUGCAUUACGGCAUGCAAUCUAUUACACCUUGUGGGGCAUCGAAAAAGCAGCACCACAUGUGGAUGAUUGGUUAUUUGACAAGGUGACAGUAUGGAUUCCUGCCAAACUGGAACAAUGGCAACAAUGGUGGGAGGAUCAUGGAAAGAGACACUUGCAGACAGUACAACGCUACACCAAGCAACGACUUUUACCGGCAUUGAUCCAAGGGGUGGAAACUACCGUGGUUGCUCUCGUCUAUGGUGGGCGUGAAGCAGCACGACUAUGGGAUCAAAUGAUGUUGGCAUGGCAACGAUUCAUGCAACAACACGACUGGCAACAAUUGGCAUCCGAUCUUGUGGACGUCUUGACACCGAUGGCUCUACGUAUAGCAAGACUUGCUGCGAUGGUAUACCAUGGUACCCUUCGUAUUGGCCAAUCACUUAAGCAAGAUGCUCUAUGGGUAUGGACCAUUGCUAUCCCUUUUAUCGUCAACAAGGUGGCAGCUUCUUCCAAUACGAUACGACGUAUCCUCGAUUCUUGUUGCAUAGCUGGUAUCUGGAUCACGGAUCAUGUGGUCACGCCUAUGGUACGCAUAAUUCAACCUGCCAUGAUCAAGACGGCGGAUACGAUUCUUGGCAUUGUACAAUCACCCACAUUUAUCCGAUUACGAUAUGAUUGCUAUCGUGCGAUGGCAGUGCGCUUUGUAUGGGUCGUUAUGGAAAGUAUGACCAUGAUACAAGAUAUGAGUAUUUGUGUGGAAUGGGUGAUUGUGCAUACAUUGGUCCCUUUGAUCUCGUGUUACUUUAAUGAAAUCCAACCACGACUCGCACACGUCUAUCAUUAUAUGGUCGCUUUAUUGGUUCAACAAAUACUUAUGCCUAUCUACCAGCGGUCGUAUCCACUAUGCAUCACUCUAUAUACCUCCAUUGCAAGACCAAUUGCCAUGGCCAUUCAUCAAGCUACGCAACAUACAUACAAGGUGGUGUCAUUAUUGGGACAACGAGCGAUUCAAAUUACUGUACAAGCAUUACAACAUAUGUGGCCCCUUGUAUCUGCUACCAGUCAAUGGCUCCAACGACAGGCACCAUUUUUAUACGAGUUGUUUGCAUCGAUUCAUUUCAAGGUGGAUUGGCCAAGUUUGGGACAAGAUGUCAUGGGGAUGGGUCGUUGGAUGGUAACACAGGCUGAAAAUGUGUUGGCAUCCUUUGAACGCACCUUCUCAGAAUGGAUCAAGGAUCAAUCUUUACCUGAAGAUGAUAAAGUCAAAGUCCAAUAA